This is a messenger RNA of Cydia pomonella (codling moth), 2275 nucleotides long. RefSeq lists its product as uncharacterized. Gene Ontology annotation, biological process: monocarboxylic acid transport. Bases 219 to 2108 code for a protein of 629 amino acids. Gene Ontology annotation, molecular function: monocarboxylic acid transmembrane transporter activity. The transcript has 5 exons. The record is from RefSeq and is a predicted model, not a curated record. NCBI's taxonomy places the organism in Eukaryota, Metazoa, Arthropoda, Insecta, Lepidoptera, Tortricidae.
GAACACGCAAAUCGGAGUAACAUCGAGUUCCAGUUUCAAGAUAAGAUAACUUAAGAAACUACGUACUUGUUCGGCAUUCCGAUAACAGGGCUAGUGUCCUGUCAAUACGUCAACAUGCUCUCUGCAACAUACAUUAAUUAAAUUUCUAAUACAUAAUAGUGAUUGUGAUACCAAUAUGACGUCAAACAGUCUUAUGAAGAUGCAAGAGGAAUAGCUAGAUGGAAAUUGAAGCAAGAUCUCAAGACUCAGUUUGGCGUUGGUCACUUCUGUUUUCCGUUGUGCUGUUAAACGUGUGCUUGCCGAACUUGGUGCUGUCGUACGGAGUGGUGCUGCUGCACGCGGUGCAGUUGGGCGUCCCGACGUGGCUCGGGCUCUGUACCCCUGUAACACAUAUCCUCACAUACGGCUUAACACAAUGCUGGUUCCGCGAAGCAGCAGAUUCGUGGGGCGGGCCGAUAGGGUACCGCGCGAUGGCGACGGCGGGACUUUUGCUGAACGUGGCCGGCCUGGUGGCAUGCGGAUUUGUGCCGAUGUAUGUCGUGCCCUUCGUUUACGGCGUUGGAGGAGGCCUCGGCUCAUCACUGAUAUCAGCACAAAUAGAUGCCAUUGUCUUUGAAACCUACGACUCGCAUCUUGGAAUCGUUCGUGGAUUGUGUGUCGUAGGGCAAGCAGUCGGGCAGUCGCUCUUUCCUCAUAUAAUAACCGCCUUGAUAGAUAAUUAUGGAUACUCGUACGCACACAUAGUUCUCGGCGGAAUAAUGCUCCAAACUCUGCCAGCUGUUAUGCUACUCAAAGUAAAUCCUACUGCUUCAAGGCCUGUCUCAUUCUCUAGGUACAGUGAUCUCUCCAAAACGUAUGCAAUCUACAGCAAUGAAGUCGAAAAUGAAUGUUACUCAAAUGAAAUGCAAUUGCACGACAUGGGCAGAAAGUGUUGGAAGAGUCCGUCUGAUGACAACUUGCAUCGGGAGGAGGUGUUGAGGAUUGAUGCCGGCGAGUCGUACACUACGACCACCAUAACACCGCCUAAUAGUCCAGAAGACACGAGAAGGAAUGCCUUUGGGAUCAACAUCCUGCCCGACAUUCUAGAAGAAACCGAAGAGAGCGAAGAAGACGAAGAUGAUCAUAGUAAUAUUAAAGAAACUGAUAUAAAUAAGAAUAAUAAGAGAUAUAGUGCAGCCAUUAAGAGUCUGAGUACAAUAAGUGAUAAUUUAGACGAUUACAUAACGAGACAAGGCAGAAGAGAUUCUGAAAGUGACCGGGAAUGUGAGAAAAACAGAGAAUAUACGGAAUUAGAAGUGACGUACGACAAUGUUUCACCUAUUACGGAUAUACAAAGGGAAAAAAUAAUGAAAUCGUUCAGUUUCCGUUGCGAAUCUGCGUACGCUAGAAUACGAAGAAGGUUUUGGAUGCCCUCGUAUAGAAUGUACAGACUACGCAGGAAACUGCAAUUCACUUUGUACAGUAUCAAUGACACUUUAAUAAAACCUUUGACGAGGUCACUAUCCUCGUGGAGAUUUUAUCCUGCCCUACUUCUAAGCUUUUCUCAUUUAAGUUUGUUAGCGAUAUCGCUGGUGCUUCUGCCAAUGGUCGCCUCCCAUGUUCGUCCUAAGAUCACUAUGACAGAGUCAAAUUUUUUGAUGUCUCUCCAUGGGUUUACUUGGCUUUGUUUCCUGCUCUGUAUGCCAUGGCUCACCGAAACGCCCAAAAGGAAUUUCAAAUACGUCGCAGUGCUCGGGCUUAUUAUAUCUACUCUUGCAUGUUUUGUUUUGGCGGCUUCAAGCACCCACGACAUGUUUUCGGUCGGCUGCGUGGUGGCCGGGCUUGGUUUUGGUGCCAUAAGCUCAUGUUGGGAGGGCGCCGUACAAGACUUCGUCGGAGUCCGAAAAUGGCCAAAACUACGAAGUACUUUAGAAACACUAUCCGCCGUGCUAAUAGUUACAUUAUUUGUGUUUGUAUGUUUAUUCACAGACAUGGAAAGUAAUUUACAACUGUACUUAUUCAUUUUAGGGAUCACACUUUCCGUGGUGACAUUGAUUUGGACAAUCAUAGCCGCUGUGUCAAUUUAUAAUACUACGAUUAAAAUGUGCUUAUUCAACAGGUUUAGAUAGGCGUAAAUUUAAUAAGAAGUUCUUCCUUGCAAUUAACCCCUACUCAUACCUACUGAAUUCUCGUACAAGUGUACUCGCAUAUAAAAAUACUGAAGCAUUGCGUGUGAUAUUUUUAGCAAUAAAUGUAUUGUAUAGUCAUUCUUAUAUUAAAUUAUUUUCAUUGAAAA